Diprion similis is the source of this 605-nucleotide messenger RNA. RefSeq names its product U4/U6.U5 small nuclear ribonucleoprotein 27 kDa protein (gene ytr). Gene Ontology annotation, cellular component: precatalytic spliceosome. The transcript has 5 exons. The record is from RefSeq and is a predicted model, not a curated record. The coding region runs from base 62 to 526 and encodes 154 amino acids. NCBI's taxonomy places the organism in Eukaryota, Metazoa, Arthropoda, Insecta, Hymenoptera, Diprionidae. Gene Ontology annotation, biological process: RNA splicing.
UUUCCUACUAAAACGUAACGAUUGCGCCCAGUGCAUUGAAGGGUAUCUCCGAGCUCUUCAAAUGGGACGCAGUCGGACUCCAUCUCCAGGUAGACGGAGAGAUCGGUCACGCGAAAGGGAUAGGGAGCGCGACCGACGGAGAAGACGAUCCAGGGAGAGAAGGCGGAGAUCUGGCGACCGGGAUAGAGUCAAGUCACGAGAACGUGAUAGAGAGCGUGACAGGGAGCGAGACAGACAUAGGAGGUCUUAUAGCAGAUCCAGAUCCAGAGAUCGAGAAAGACCUAAGCCAAAAUUCAAGCCUCCUACUGCCGAACGUCCCGUUAUUACAGAGGCUGAUCUCCAAGGAAAAACUCCUGAAGAACAGGAUAUGAUGCGUUUAAUGGGAUUCUGUGGAUUCGACACAACAAAAGGGAAGAAAGUCGAAGGCAAUGACAUUGGAGCAGUCCAUGUUAUUCUUAAACGAAAAUAUAGACAAUAUAUGAACCGCAAAGGUGGUUUUAAUAGACCACUCGAUUUUGUUGCAUAAACGGCAAUUUAUUUAUGACCAUUAAAAGUGUUGGUAUUCCAGAGAAUGAAGAAUUUAUUAUUUUUUUUUACUUAGCAGU